Messenger RNA from Aspergillus wentii DTO 134E9, 1164 nucleotides. Its product is annotated as D-isomer specific 2-hydroxyacid dehydrogenase family protein. The coding region runs from base 36 to 1061 and encodes 341 amino acids. The transcript is spliced from 2 exons. Gene Ontology annotation, molecular function: oxidoreductase activity, acting on the CH-OH group of donors, NAD or NADP as acceptor; NAD binding. Lineage: Eukaryota; Fungi; Ascomycota; Eurotiomycetes; Eurotiales; Aspergillaceae. The record is from RefSeq and is a predicted model, not a curated record.
UAGAAGGAUAGAAAAAGGAAAAAGAGAUCAUCACAAUGAGCCCGCCAUCCCCAACACAUCACAACAUCGUCCAUCUUCAGGCCGACUUCACCUCUGUCGUUGAAUUCGAUCUUCCAGCCCCGCAUACUUAUACCAAUAUCAUCUACCCCCUGACUGCGCUGUCUGAUCUCCAUGAACGUAUCCGCGAUGCAACAAUUAUCACAUUCGCGAACAUCAAACUCGACGCCGUGACAUUGUCCCCCGAAGUAUCGCCGCAUCUCAAGUUCAUUGCGAUAGUGGCGACGGGCACCGAUUGCGUGGAUUUGGAAGCCUGCAGGAAACGAGGCAUCGUGGUUAGCAAUUGUCCAAGUGCAAAUAUUGAAUCUGUGUCAGAACAUGCCCUUGGACUGUACUUUGCGACGCGACGGAGAAUGUUUGAUGUGCAUAUGCUCACUAGAGCUGGUGAAUGGAGACCAGGGCAGAGCCCGAUAGCUCGAAUGCUCGAUAGCGAUGGCGAAAGGCCAUUGACGUGCCAGGAGGAAGUGGUUGGGAUUGUGGGAAAUGGAAACGUUGGAAAAAGAAUCGCCACGCUUGCACGGGCUCUGGGCAUGACAGUCAUGAUCUCUGGUCGAAAAACCUCCAGUAACCCCAACUUGUCAAAUGGAUUUAGCGAUGAUCAACGAGUGCCAUUCGAGACAGUCAUGAAGCAAAGCACAGUCAUCUUCCUAGCCGUGCCCCUCACUUCAUCCACCAAGAAUCUCAUCUCAACACCCGAGUUCGAAUCUAUGUCGCCCCAUGCUGUCCUGGUUAACGUAUCACGGGGAGGAGUUGUCGACGAAGAGGCACUCGUCCAGGCAUUAAAGGAAAAUCAAAUCGCGGGGGCAGCAACGGACGUGUUUCGCGAAGAGCCUGCAGAUCCGGCAAAUUCGCCAUUGCUUGCAGAGGAUACCAAAGACCUCAACUUGGUUGUAACCCCCCACGUGGCCUGGGCAGCGAGAAAGACAAAAGUCAAUCAAAACCGGAUGACGAAGCAGAUUGUCGAAGACUGGGCUGCUGGUUCACCCUCUAACCUUGUGAUUUGAUUUUCUUACCAGUUUUUGUUUCUGUUAAAUGCGAUAGAGAAGUCUAGAUUGAGACUAUAUAGCAGAAGCCUGUAUAAAUGUUCUAUGUACACCUCAUGCAAUG